AUGCGCAUAGACGAAGGCUUUCAGCAGCCUCCGUAUCCCACCGAGCACCCGUACACAGCGGACCCAAUCUUACCGGGUCUUUUGAAACGCCUCUUACCUGAAACUGUUCGCAACACGCUCGAAACGGAUCUCAUACGCCUCGGAGAUGUGUUGACAGAAGAUAUUCGCCCCCUUGCACCACUCGUGCAACCCGCCACCCUUACCCAGUAUGAUGAGCUCGGACAGCGCGUUGACCAACUCCAUACUUCUGAAGGUUGGCGAAAGAUAGAAGAAUUUGCGAUCAAGGAAGGCUAUAACGCAGUGGCUUACGAGCGCGAAUAUGGGGAGCACAGUCGCACCUUCCAAUUCGCGCGGACAUUGAUCAUAACCGGCGAUGGUCAUGUUAUAAUGUGCCCCAUGGGGAUGACGGAUGGUGCCACCAGAUUGAUGGAACUUUACGGAACGGAGUCGAUGAAGUCCGAUGUGCUUCCAAGGCUCCUGAGCCGCGACCCCACCACGGCCUACCUGUCCGGGCAGUGGAUGACGGAGCGCCCUGGCGGGUCGGACCUCUCGCGCACCGAGACGUACGCCACACCCACAGGGCGCAUCCCCUCCGACCUCGGCCCGCCGUACAUUCUUGACGGCUUCAAGUGGUUCUCCAGCGCAGCCGAGGGGCACAUGGCCGUCGCGCUCGCGCGCACCGGCGACCCCUCCUCCGGCACCCGCCGCCUCUCACUCUUCCUCGUGCCCCUGCGCAUCGCCCCAUACACCUCCCCACUUAGCAAUGGGGUCCUCAUCCACCGCCUCAAGAACAAGGUCGGCACGCAUGGGGUGCCCACCGCGGAGCUCGAGCUGCGCGGCACGCGUGCGUGGCUCAUCGGGCCUGAAGGCGCUGGGGUGAAGACGAUCGCGUCGAUGCUGAACGUCACGCGCGUGCACUCCGCAGUGCACUCCGUCGGAAGCCUGCAGCGCUGUCUCGCGCUCGCCCGUGCGUAUGCGGGCGUGCGCGCCGUGCAGGGCGGGAAGGCGUUAUUGAAGGAUGUACCGCUGCACGUUGCGGGGCUCGCGGAUAUCGCGCUGACAUACCGCGGGCUUGUGCAUGUCGUUUUUGGAGCGGUUGCGCUACUCGGGAAGAGCGAGUGCGGGACGGCGAGCAGCGGGGAGGAGGCGCGGCUGAGGCUGUUGACGCCAACGAUCAAGGCGUACGCGGCGCAAAAGGCGUCGGGCGGAAUGGAGGAGGCGAUGGGUGCGAUGGGCGGCUUGGGGUAUAUGGAGGAAACUGGUAUCGGUCGGUGA
This is a messenger RNA of Trametes versicolor FP-101664 SS1, 1275 nucleotides long. RefSeq names its product acyl-CoA dehydrogenase NM domain-like protein. Gene Ontology annotation, molecular function: oxidoreductase activity, acting on the CH-CH group of donors. The coding region runs from base 1 to 1275 and encodes 424 amino acids. The record is from RefSeq and is a predicted model, not a curated record. The transcript has 6 exons. NCBI's taxonomy places the organism in Eukaryota, Fungi, Basidiomycota, Agaricomycetes, Polyporales, Polyporaceae.